UGUAAUAUCGUGGAACUGUCAUGUCGUAAGAGUCCACUCUCGGCCUCGGCAUUGCUUAUAAAAAUGAACGUAAAAAUGCGAAUAAUCGAAAUACGUUGUCACUUUACGAGAGAACGCUUUGCCUAAACGAGACUAACGUCUUGACUUAUGCUCAUUUUAAUAUUAUGUAACGAUUGUUUGUAUGUACUUUAUUGAGUUCUAACCUCAAUCUCAACAAGUGUGAUGCUCGUUUUACGCGGACUCCAGAAUUCAAAUUCCCUCGUUGUGUUGGGUGGCCUCGCUUUGUGUCUUUUAUUUAUGAUUCAAAUAAAACAAAUCUAUAAUAACAAUCAAAAAUAUAACAGAUAUCUGAACUAUAAGCAAUAUAUGAAUGAAAUAGCGACAGAAUUGAGGGCAGUAGUAAAAUCCAUCAACAAAUCAUCGGCUUAUGUUCAUCAAUUAAAUGAAAUGCUUACCAAGUAUCGCGAAAGAGAGUCAAAGAAUACAUCAACAUCAAGAGCUACUUUACCAUCGUAAAUACCUUAGGAGUUUAAAUUAAGAUUACCUGAAAAGUCGGAGAUACGUAAAAGUCCUGAUCGAUAGGAAAUGGCAUUCUGUAGUUAAUAUUAUGUAUAAGUUUGUGGCGUUUAGUUCUAAUCGCACGCAUAGGAUAAUACAUGUAUGAUCUUUCUAAUAGAAGACAGUGUAUUGCAUUUAUAUAUGUAUAUACCUUCAAGAAGCAAUGGUAAAAGUGAUUUGCCAGUAAGUUGCGGAAAAGACACUUCAUUGGAAUCUUCAUCCAUCAUCCAACAUCUGGCCACAUCUCACCACAUCUGGCGAUACUGACCACGUCACCACGUGACCACUCUGUCAUAGCCACACUCACUCACACAAGGCACGAGGCACGACUCGACACUCGACACGUCAAACCGGCCACGUAUAUACGUACAUAUACGCCUCUUUUUUCGUUACCUCCGGGAAUUCCGAGUUGCUCCGAAUGCGUUGGGAUAGGUUACAAUUACAUGGCAUUUCUCGGCACGUGAUUUAAAAUCUCACUCUUCGAUAAACUCCUUCAUCUCGAAGCUGAUUGUAAUAAAAAAAGCUGAUGGCUUAUAAUCAUUUAAUAUAAUUUUAAAGAGAGCUCGAGUGGUUAAACGAUAUAAGAUUACGUCAUGUCGAACAAGAUUAUUUGCCUGUUUGACGUGGAUGGCACACUCACCGAACCACAGCAGCCGAUCAGUUCUGAGGUUGAAAAGUUUCUCCUAGAAACUGUAAAGAAAGAGUUUGACAUUGCUGUUGUCGGAGGCUCUGAUUUAAACAAAAUUCGAGACCAGCUAGGUGGUAGAAAUCUCUUUGAAAAGUAUAAGUAUGUCUUUGCGGAAAAUGGCCUUAUCGCUUUCAAAAAUGGCAAAGCUUUACCGUCCCAAUCGAUCCAGGAUAUGCUUGGAGAGGAUGCUCUGCAGGAUUUUAUAAAUUUCGUCUUGCGAUACAUAUCUGAGCUCAAGCUGCCAUUUAAGCGUGGAACAUUUAUAGAAUUCCGUACGGGCAUGAUGAACGUUACACCAGUAGGACGGAAUUGCAGCAAGAAAGAACGCAAACAAUUUCAUGAAUACGACAAUGAACAUCAUAUUCGUGAAAAAUUCAUACAGGUCCUUAAAAAGGAGUUUCCUGAUUUGGGUCUGACUUACAGUAUCGGGGGACAAAUCUCUUUCGAUGUUUUUCCCAUCGGUUGGGAUAAAACAUAUUGCUUGCGUCAUAUCCAGGGAUAUGACGAAAUACACUUCUUCGGUGACAAAACUGCCGAAGGCGGUAACGAUCACGAGAUUUACGAGAGCGAUCUGACGGUAGGACACCGCGUCACUUGUCCCAAGGAUACCGUGAACCAAGUGGACGUCCUUAUGACACUGGUAAAAGAAAAUAGGGAGAAGGAGCAGCUUAAUGUUCCAAUGCAAUGUGUCUGAGGCCUAAAAAUUAUUUUUCUAGGUCGAGAUAAAUGUGCAUUUUUAAUUAGUAUUGUGUACAUUGUAAUAGAUUCACUUAACUUCUUAUUUCUACCACGUAUAUUACAUUCCUGACGAUGAAAGUAUAGUAUUUAACUUGUAUAGUUUCAAGUAGUAUUUCUGAGCACUCUAAAAUUCUAGGCACAUCUGUUUUCACGCACAUUAGAAAUAUAUUUGUACAUAUGCUCUUUUGUGGUCGUUUUAUUAUCUCAUUUGAUAUACAGAAGUCAUAAACGUUGAAUAAAAAGGUUAUUGGUAUUAA
Messenger RNA from Temnothorax curvispinosus, 2241 nucleotides. RefSeq names its product phosphomannomutase (gene Pmm2). Gene Ontology annotation, biological process: protein N-linked glycosylation; GDP-mannose biosynthetic process; mannose metabolic process. Bases 1152 to 1940 code for a protein of 262 amino acids. The record is from RefSeq and is a predicted model, not a curated record. The transcript is spliced from 10 exons. Gene Ontology annotation, molecular function: phosphomannomutase activity. Gene Ontology annotation, cellular component: cytosol. Lineage: Eukaryota; Metazoa; Arthropoda; Insecta; Hymenoptera; Formicidae.